UCCGGGGAGCUGGUCUGGGAGGUCCCUGCAUUCCUCCCUUUGAGGUGGAGGAGACAGCCCCAGAUGUGAAGGCAGAGAUGUCUCGGGUCUUCACCUGUUUUCUGGUGUUCCUGAUGAGCUGCUCAGGAUGCCAGCACCACGCUUGCCGCUGCGUGGGCAGAGUCUUCGUUUGUCAGGAGAGCAAGGUGGUCCAGGUUCCCCAGGACAUCCCCGCCAAUGCUACUGAACUGAGAUUUGUCCUUACCAAGAUGCGAGUCAUUCCAAAAGGAUCUUUCGCAGGACUUUGUGACCUAGAGAAAAUAGAGAUCUCACAGAAUGAUGCCUUGGAAGUCAUAGAAGCAAAUGUAUUUUCCAGUCUUCCCAAACUGCAUGAAAUAAGAAUUGAGAAGGCCAACAACCUAGUAUACAUUGACAAAGAUGCCUUCCAACACCUUCCAAGCCUCAGAUAUUUGUUAAUAUCAAACACUGGCCUUCGAUUCCUACCUGCUGUCCACAAGGUGCACUCCUUCCAUAAAGUUUUACUUUCUAUUCUAUUUUUCAGAGACAUUCAAGACAAUAUCAAUAUACGCACAAUUGAAAGAAAUUCAUUCACUGGCCUGAGUUCUGAAAGUGUGAUUCUAUGGCUGAAUAAAAAUGGGAUACAGGAAAUUGAGAAUCAUGCAUUUAAUGGAACCUACCUGGAUGAGCUAAAUCUAAGUGAUAAUCACAACCUGGAAAAAUUACCAAAUGAGGUUUUCCAAGGAGCCAAUGGGCCCAUUGUGUUGGAUAUUUCAAGGACAAGAAUCAGUUUCCUGCCAAGUCAUGGAUUAGAACACAUAAAGAAGCUGAGAGCAAGGUCUACAUACAAUUUAAAAAAACUUCCUGAGUUAAGCAAAUUUAGAUCUUUGAUUGAGGCAAACUUCACCUAUCCUAGCCAUUGUUGUGCAUUUACAAACUGGAAGAGACAAAACACUGAAUUGCAUCCAAUAUGUAGCAUAUCUCCGGCCAGGCAAGAUCUUGAUCAACCGCCUGGCAACAAGAUACAUAGACGAUCUGCAGCUGAAGAUUAUAUUUCGAGCUAUGGCAUAGGAUUUGAUCCAUCAGAGAAUGACUUUGACUACGGUUUAUGCAAUGAAAUAGUUAACGUAGCUUGCUCACCUAAACCCGAUGCUUUCAAUCCAUGUGAAGACAUCAUGGGAUACAACAUUCUGAGAGUCCUGAUAUGGUUUAUCAGCAUUUUAGCUAUCACUGGGAACAUUAUUGUCCUCAUUAUUAUAAUAAGCAGUCAAUACAAACUCACUGUACCUCGUUUUCUAAUGUGCAAUCUGGCAUUUGCAGACCUCUGCAUAGGUAUCUAUCUGUUGUUUAUCGCAUCUGUAGAUAUCCAGACCAAAAGCCAGUAUUACAACUAUGCCAUAGAUUGGCAAACUGGAGCAGGAUGCAAUGCUGCAGGGUUUUUUACAGUGUUUGCAAGUGAACUCUCCGUCUACACACUGACUGUGAUAACUCUGGAAAGGUGGCACACCAUCACCUAUGCCAUGCAACUGCACCGCAAGGUUCGACUUCGUCACGCUGUGAUUAUAAUGAUUUUUGGCUGGAUAUUUGCUUUCACAGUGGCACUUCUCCCCAUAUUUGGAGUCAGCAGCUACAUGAAGGUCAGCAUCUGUUUGCCCAUGGAUAUAGAAACACCGUUUUCUCAGGCUUAUGUUAUAUUUCUUCUGGUGUUGAAUGUACUUGCAUUUGUGGUCAUAUGUGCCUGCUACAUCUGCAUCUACUUUACUGUGAGAAACCCCAAUGUCAUCGCUUCAAAUAGUGACACCAAGAUUGCGAAGCGCAUGGCCAUACUGAUAUUCACAGACUUCCUCUGCAUGGCACCAAUAUCUUUUUUUGCGAUAUCAGCCUCCCUUAAGGUUCCUCUCAUCACAGUAUCCAAAUCCAAGAUCCUUCUGGUUUUGUUUUACCCUAUCAAUUCCUGUGCCAACCCUUUCCUUUAUGCUAUUUUCACCAAGACAUUCCGCAGGGAUUUCUUCAUUCUGUUGAGCAAGUUUGGUUGCUGCGAAAUGCAAGCCCAGAUUUACAGAACAGAGACCUCCUCAUCUGCUCAUAAUUUCCAUAUGAGAAAUGGCCAUUGCCCUCCUGCAUCAAAAAACAGUGAUGGGACUGUUUAUUCAUCGGUUCCUCUGAAUCACUUGAACUGAAAUACUUGCAUGAAUUAGUGUCUGAGGCAGUGUGAUAAUCACUUUCAACUGUGAAUUUGAAUAAUGACUUCAGCAUAGCAUAUAAAAUUAUUUUUUAUGAGAAAAAAAAUUAUUUCCACUUUGCUAUUUUUGUUCAAUGAACAACCCUCAGAGAUGACACAUUGUCUUUAUCCGUUCUUGAAGGACAAAGAACAAAACUUCAAUAUGUGCCCAAGUGGCCUUGUAGAAUUGUCUUGAGAAAUAAAUAAGUUUAUAAACUAGUAUCUCCCAGCACACAGGCAGUGAUUCCCUUCAUUCUAGGAAGAUGUUGUCUGCUUAAUGAGAAUUAAGUAGUGGUUAUACAUGACUAAAAGGAAAAAAUAUGUAAAAUUAUUUUUUUUUUUGUCUGUGAAGCAUGUUACAACAAUGACAGAUAAUUAGUACUUCUUAUUAUAUGUCUCCUGGGGUUACAAGAGACAGAAGGUCAACUUAAAGCCUUACAGGCUAAGAAUGAGAAUAUCUUGUGUUGUUGCCAUUUCUGCUGACCACAGCAGAGGGGCAGCAGGCAUCUUCACCUAUGCUGAUAUCUGCCUUUCCACACUGUAUGGACCUUGCUCUGCAUGGAACUGUCACUUCGGGUGGGAUUUGUGUUCAUCUAGAUUUACAGGCUCGGAGAAACAGAUUUCAUCUGUGUUUGGAUUGUGGAGUUUUGUUUAGGGGUUAUUUUCAAAGUGAGAAAGAGCAAGAAUGAGAGCAGGAGAAACUCUUCAUUAUCAGGGGGAUGUUUUCUCAAGUUAGUCUCACAAAGUCAGAUUGAAAACACUUCUCUGUGGCUGAGCCUCUUGGCUGUGGCAAAGUGGGCCAAGGGGCUGCUCCAACAUGGUACCCAAGGCAGGUUUUCAGAGCAGCAGUAUUAGUGCAUUGCACUGUUUGUGCUCUGUAAGGGAUGAUGGAUCCAGAUACGGCAUUUAAAACUUGAACAGAAGUUCUUGUGAAAUCCUAAAGGUUCUCUUUCCCCUUCCCUUCUAAAAAACAAUCCCUCCUGUGCACAUUGUCAGACAGUGGUCCAGGUUGAAAUACCCAAAAGAAACCAUACUCUGUGUAUGUCGAAAUAACAAAAAAGGGAAGAACACCUACGAUUCCUAAUCCUAAAUCAGAUUUCCUGAUUUGACAGAGUUUUAAGUAACAUCUCAAUGAACAUACACGCUUCUUACAUGAUUUGAAUAUCAAACUUCUUGAGGUUUCAUCAUUCCAGGUUAUACCAACAGUUUAGGGUUUGGUAGGGUUUUCUAUGCGUGGUUACAUAGGCAUAAAGAAAACAUCAGCACAGGAGUCUGGGCUUCCUUCCCACCUCACAAACAAUUCAUGAUUCUGCCCCAUGAGAUUAUAAAUCUUAGGAGUCUUCAUGGUUAAAUGUGAUGUUUCAGUAGCAAUUCUUGAUGCUUCUAUACAUAAUUUGUCCUGUCAUCAGCUUCACGUUUCAGCAGCUGAACCUGAUGUGAAUAACUGCAGGAGAUAUUUAUUUAUUCAGCCCUAAC
Cuculus canorus (common cuckoo) is the source of this 3694-nucleotide messenger RNA. It is a transcript of the gene FSHR, whose product is annotated as follicle stimulating hormone receptor. Gene Ontology annotation, molecular function: G protein-coupled receptor activity; protein binding; follicle-stimulating hormone receptor activity. The transcript is spliced from 10 exons. The record is from RefSeq and is a predicted model, not a curated record. Gene Ontology annotation, biological process: follicle-stimulating hormone signaling pathway; male gonad development. Gene Ontology annotation, cellular component: membrane. Bases 78 to 2177 code for a protein of 699 amino acids. Lineage: Eukaryota; Metazoa; Chordata; Aves; Cuculiformes; Cuculidae.